UUGGUCAAGGUUGCACUUGCAGUUUUAACAGCAGAACGCGACUGGAGCUUCGUUUACGCGCAAACAGAGAGCAGCCCGAUCAGCCGAGGCUCUGCCGAAACUUCUCCCGUUUCUAUUUGCACAACCCGGAGGAAUCUCUCACCUCUCAGGAGCAACCAUGGAUGAAAUGGAGGAAGAGUUAAAAUGCCCUGUUUGCGGCUCAUUUUACCGGGAGCCCAUCAUACUGCCGUGCUCCCAUAACAUUUGCUUAGCCUGUGCUCGGAAUAUUCUUGUGCAGACCCCCGACGCCGAGUCUCCACAGAGCAGCCGAGCCUCCGGGUCCGGGGUCUCCGAUUAUGAUUACCUGGAUUUGGAUAAAAUGAGUUUGUAUAGUGAGGCGGACAGUGGCUACGGUUCCUACGGGGGCUUCGUGAGCGCUCCGACCACCCCUUGCCAAAAAUCACCGAACGGGGUUCGGGUUUUCCCCCCGACUGUCCCUCAGCCGCAGCAGCAGCACCUUCUACCGCAUCCCGGCUCCUUAACUCCGAUCCCUCGUAACUCUUGCAUCACCUGUCCGCAGUGUCACCGCAGCCUCAUCCUGGACGACAGGGGACUCCGCGGGUUCCCCAAGAACAGGGUGCUGGAGGGGGUGGUGGACAGGUAUCAGCAGAGCAAAGCGGCCGCUCUCAAAUGUCAGCUCUGUGAGAAGAGUCCAAAGGAGGCCACCGUGAUGUGCGAGCAGUGUGACGUCUUCUACUGCGACCCGUGCCGCCUGCGCUGCCAUCCUCCCCGCGGUCCACUCGCCAAGCAUCGCCUGGUGCCGCCGGCGCAGGGGCGGAUAAGUCGCCGCGCCAGUCCCCGCAAAAUUUCCACUUGCACAGAGCACGAACUGGAGAAUCUCAGCAUGUACUGUGUACAGUGCAAAAUGCCUGUAUGUUAUCAGUGUUUGGAGGAAGGGAAACACGGCACGCAUGAGGUCAAAGCUUUAGGCGCAAUGUGGAAACUGCACAAGGGUCAACUCUCCCAGGCCCUCAACGGCCUGUCAGAUCGAGCCACUGAGGCCAAAGAGUUCCUGGUUCAACUAAAAAAUAUGGUCCAGCAUAUCCAGGAGAACGGUGUGGAGUUUGAGGCUUGCUUGGUGGCGCAGUGCGACGCCCUCAUCGACGCCUUGAACCGGCGCAAGGCCCAGCUGCUGUCUCAAGUAAACAAAGAGCACGAACACAAGCUGAAGGUGGUGCGGGAUCAAAUCUCCCACUGUACAGUAAAGUUGCGUCAGACCACAGGCCUGAUGGAGUACUGUUUGGAAGUCAUCAAGGAAAAUGACCCCAGUGGUUUCCUGCAGAUCUCUGAUGCUUUGAUUCGGAGAGUCCACAUGACAGAGAGUCAGUGGGGAAAGGGGACCCUAACCCCCAGGAUGACCAGUGACUUUGACCUCACUCUGGACAGUGGACCUCUCCUGCAAACAAUCCACCAGCUGGACUUUGUACAGAUGAAAGUCCCAGCUGCUCCCAUGCUCCAGCUGGAGGAAUGCUGCACUCAGAACAACAGCGCCACAUUGUCAUGGAAACAACCACCACUCUCCACCAUCACCGUGGAAGGAUACAUCCUAGAGCUGGACGAUGGAAACGGGGGGCCAUUCAGGGAAGUGUACGUGGGGACGGAGACCAUCUGCACAGUGGACGGGCUCCACUUCAACAGCACGUACAAGUCCAGGGUGAAGGCCUUCAAUGCCAGCGGAGUCGGCCAGUACAGCAAGACACUGAUCAUGCAGACCUCUGAGACUGGACUCCCUCCAUGUGAUAUUCAGUCUAUAGGCACAGUUGCUUGGUUCACCUUUGACCCGGCGUCCGCUCACCCUGACAUCAUCUUCUCCAACGACAACCUGACGGUGACGUGCAACAGCUAUGAUGACCGAGUGGUCUUGGGGAACACUGCUUUCUCUCGAGGUGUUCAUUACUGGGAAAUGACCGUUGACCGCUAUGACAACCACCCUGACCCAGCCUUCGGCAUCGCUCGGAGUGACGUCCUGAAGGAUGUGAUGCUAGGGAAGGAUGACAAAGCCUGGGCCAUGUAUGUGGACAAUAACCGCUCCUGGUUCAUGCACAACAACUCGCACACCAAUAGGACAGACGGUGGCAUCACUAAAGGAGCUACAAUAGGAGUGCUGCUGGACUUUACACGUAGGAUUCUCAUCUUCCUCGUGAACGAUGAGCAGCAGGGCCCAGUGGCAUUCGAAGGCUUGGAGGGCGCUUACUACCCCGCUAUCAGCCUCAACCGAAACGUCCAGGUCACACUGCACACUGGUCUACCCAUCCCUGACUUCUACACUCCUGGGGAGGCUGAUCCAACUGGCUCAGUGUGCUGAAAACUCAACACCAUCCGAUUUAAGGAAACCUCCCCAGCUUUCCCGAGGUUCCUCCUGCCAGUCAGAAACUCUUUAAUACCCUCGCCAACUCCUUCUUCCCGUCUUCUUCUCUUUUGUUCCUGACCAACUGACCCCAAGCAAUCUGGAAGAGGUCCCAUCCAGCGCUGAGCCAUGCCUUUAUCAUGCCUAAACCCCGGACUCGUGGUCCAUCCUUGGGACACUGUCAGUAUGGAGGGUGCUUUGCUGUCUGUACCCUGUAUUUUGAUAUUAUGAUGUGUUCCAGUUGGUUGAAGAAGAAAAUUUCCCAGCUGAUGGACUUGGAAUGUUUUUAGAAAAGUGUUUAUAAUGUGGGCUUCAAUUAAUAGUUUGACAUUUUGGGGAAAUACACUCAUUUGUUUUGCUUUUGUUUUUCCAAGACUUAGAUUUGGAUUAUGGAGCCCAUCUUAACAUAGCUCAUCAUAAAGACUGAAAACAACGGGGAGGAAGCUAGCGUGGGCGCCAACUUUCAACCUUUUUUAAAAUAUUUUGAUUUAAAUAUACAUAUUUAAAUAGAGUGUGGCUGCCCAUUUCCCCUUUUUCCUGUCUUUAUGCAAAGCUAAACUAAGGCACAUCUGGCUGUAGCUUCAUAUUUAGUGGAUAGCCAAGAAAGUGGUGUUGUUUUGUAAAUGAGUUUAUAAGAAAAAAAAAGAGCCCCCAUCAUACCAUCCACAUACACUUCAAUAUAUCCUAUUUUUCAUGCUCAUCCCUCUCUUUUCUUUUUCAAAAACAUGUAUUUUCCUCCUCAUGAACACACUUACAGGGAGGGAGAAUGAGAGGUCAUGUGUAUGAAAGCGUGUGAGGAUUGGUUGAGAUGGGUCAGCAGCCGUAACGAUCCAAGGACGAGAGCAAUAGCCUGACUCUCAGCCGUGUCACUGUCAUAUCCUCGUUCGUAUAAAUGAAACGCUUUUCUUAGUGGCUUAGCUUGUGUGAACCUUCUGUAUCGUUUGUAUAAAGAAAAAGGAAAAAUUACAGUAUCAGCCUGAGAUACUCCUGGAAGCGAGGCCUUCAUGCACCCUUUCUCUGCAGUGCAGCUCUCAAAACAGGAAAGAGCGGGUUUUGGAUUAAUAUAUCAUAUAGAAGUGAGUUUGAAUAAGGUGCUACAGCAGCUCGCUUAGUUCUGGCUUUUUUAAAUGUAGGUGAUUGAGUACUGGUAGUUUUUUAUUAUUGUUAUUCAAAUGAUCUAUUACAAAGAGGUGUAUAGCUAAAUAAGUUAUUGAUGUUCAGAGUUUUUCAACGAAAGUUCUUCAUGUUUCCUUCAGUUGAUACAUAGCUGUUACAGAAAGAAAUGAAACAUUUUGUCGUCUUGAAAAUGUACUUCAGAGUUUGUUUUCGUGCUGAGGAAGCUUCUCAGUUGAAUUUCAUUAGAGAGCAACAGGAGAGGAAAGCAGACGCUGGGCUGUUUUUGUGGCAUCACAUCUGGCUUCCUCAGUGGGCCACAAUGUCAGACCAGCAGUUUGAUUUAUUUAAGAUUAAGCCAUGCUAAGUGCUAAUGUUACCAUGACAUUAUGACAAAGAAAAUGCCAACAUGCUGUGUUUAGCAGGGAUAAUGUUUACUUUGUUUAGCUCAAAAGUGUGAACACUUGCUAACAAGCUCUAAAAAAGCACACAAGGUUGAGGUGAGUGACAUUAGUUUGCAUUUUUUUUAGUCAAAAAGUUAUAUUAGCACCAAAUUGUAUUAGAAGCUAGCUACAAUUACUAAUACAUUAAAUCAUGAUUAGUUUCAACUGGUUUAGGGGCCCCUGGGGACAAAACAGAUGUGCAUCCUCUCUGAUGCCCUCAAAAUAUGAACCCUGCUGCCUCCAAGUUCUCUUAAAUUAUGGUUAAAUUAAAUAUUAGUUUGUUUUGGAAAAUGCAUACCAUGACUCAGAUGUACAGUACUAUUCAAAGCUCUUGAGCCACCCCUGUAUUUCUUUACAUUUUCCUUCCAAUUAACCAGAUAUUUAAAGCAAUAGUUCUCCAGACUUUCUCAAGGCUUUGCUGCUUUUUCACUCAUUUU
Molecule: messenger RNA, 4379 nt
Organism: Pundamilia nyererei
Lineage: Eukaryota; Metazoa; Chordata; Actinopteri; Cichliformes; Cichlidae
Gene: trim9
Product: tripartite motif containing 9
Exons: 11
Coding region: 158-2344 (728 amino acids)
Cellular component (GO): cytoplasm
Molecular function (GO): zinc ion binding; protein binding
Source: RefSeq, a predicted model, not a curated record